CUCCACAAUUCCUAAGCACCGUAAAACAGCUUAUCCUUGAUAUCAAAUGGGACUUAACCCAUCUUAGCUUAUAUAUUCUGUACCUGACCGUAUUAGCUUUCACUAAAAAAUUUUCUUAAACCACCCAUCUCGCCAUACGCCAUGUACCAAAUGAAAUCAUAUUCUCUUUCCCUUGGCUUUCUUCUCUGCUUCAUCAACUUACAGUGGAUGCAAGCUGAUGCUGCUUCAGGAAAUGAAACGGAUCAACUUGCUUUGCUCAAGUUCAAGGAAACAAUAACGGGUGAUCCAAAUCAAAUCUUCAAGUCGUGGAAUGACUCCCUCCAUUUUUGCAAUUGGUUUGGAAUCACAUGCAGUUCCAAGCAUCAGAGAGCCACAUCCUUGGUCUUAAAAGGCCAGAAUUUGUUUGGAUCCAUAUCACCAUACAUCGGCAACCUGAGUUUUCUCAGGUUCAUCAACCUUCAAAACAACAGUUUAUGUGGUGAGGUUCCACAAGAAGUUGGCAGGUUAUUUCGACUGCAAUAUUUCCUUCUCAACAACAAUUCAUUGGAAGGCAAAAUUCCAACCAACUUGACAGGUUGUUCUCAACUCAGGGUGAUUAGUUUACAGGGGAAUAAUCUAUCAGGAAAGAUUCCAGAAGAGCUUGGUCGUUUAAUAAAGCUUCAGGAGCUUUGGCUUGACAAGAACAAUCUGAAGGGAGAAAUCCCAGCUUCUCUAGGCAAUCUUUCGUCUCUCACCAUCUUUUAUGUGACAUUCAACAGUUUGGUGGGACAUAUUCCUGAUGACAUGGGCAGAUUAGCAAGCUUAACAACUCUGGCUGUUGGAGUUAAUCAACUAUCUGGUAUAAUCCCUCCAUCCAUUUUUAAUAUCUCAUCUUUAGUGAAGUUCCAAGUUACAAGAAACCAACUCAAUGGGAGUCUCCCAGACAAGAUAGGCCUCACUCUCCCAAAUCUUAAUUUCUUUGGCUUUGGUGAAAAUGAUUUUUCUGGGUCAAUCCCAAAUUCACUAUUCAAUGCCUCUCAAUUGGAAAUAAUUGAUCUUGGUUGGAAUAACUUUGUUGGACAAGUUCCAAUGAAUAUAGGAAAUCUGAAAAAUCUUUGGAGGAUACGACUUCAUGGAAAUAACUUAGGGAGCAAUUCGACCAAUGAUUUGGCUUUUUUCACCUCGCUGGAGAACUGCACCAAGCUGAAAAUCUUGGACUUUGGCAGAAACAAUUUUGGGGGUGUUUUGCCCAAUUCUGUGUCUAAUCUGUCAACUGAACUCAAUCUAUUUUAUUUUGGGCGCAAUCAAAUCAGGGGCACCAUUCCUGCAGGGUUAGAAAAUCUCAUCAACUUAGUUGGAUUUGUGAUGCACUAUAACAUCUUCACAGGUGUUAUUCCCUAUUACUUUGGGAGGUUUCAAAAAUUACAAGUUUUGGAUUUAACAGGAAAUAGAUUGUCAGGUCAGUUACCAUCCUCCUUAGCUAACCUUACUCAAUUGUCUAUCCUCUUCAUAUCAAAAAACAAUUUCGAAGGUACCAUUCCUUCAAACUUUGGAAACUUGAAAAGAUUGAAUUGCUUUGUCAUUUCACAAAACAAACUCAGUGGAGGUAUACCCCAUGAACUUCUAGGCCUUUCUUCUUUAUCACAGGCACUAGACUUGUCACACAACUCAUUAAGUGGUAACCUACCUCCAGAAAUAGGGAAGCUAACCAGCCUGACGACAUUAGUCAUCUCUGGAAAUAAUCUUUCUGGAGAAAUUCCGACAACCAUUGGAAAAUGCUUGAGUUUGGAAUAUGCUUACCUGCAAGAUAAUUCAUUUCAAGGAACCAUCCCAUCAUCAUUGGCUUCCCUAAAAGGCCUUCAGCAUUUAGAUCUUUCACGAAAUAACUUGACAAGAAAAAUUCCUGAAGGUCUAAAAAGCAUUCAAUUUUUAGUUUAUCUAAAUCUUUCGUUCAACGAUCUUGAGGGUGAGGUACCAACUGAAGGAGUCUUUAGAAAUGCAAGCGCAUUGUCACUAACUGGAAACAGUAAGCUUUGUGGUGGUGUCCCAGAGCUCAACCUACCAAAAUGCCCCGGGAAGAUGACGGAGAAAGGGAAAUCCCUUGCUUUUAAGCUGGCAAUCAUACUUCCUUCUGCAGCUUUUUGUGCUUUGUUGUUGUUGGCCUUUCUUGUGUAUUGUAAGAUGAGGUCAGAAAAGAAAUCUGCUAUCCACAACCUUCAGAGGUCAUCUUCAGAAUCCUUAAUGAUGAACCGCAUUCUUUUGAAGGUAUCUUACAGAGAACUAUCUCAGGCAACAAAUGGAUUCUCUUCUAAUAAUUUAAUUGGAUCUGGCAACUUUGGCUCUGUAUAUAAGGGAUUUCUAGAUCAAGUAAAAAGAUCAGUAGCGAUUAAAGUUCUAAAGCUUGAAACAAAAGGUGCUUCAAAGAGCUUUAUAGCUGAAUCCCAAGUGCUAAUGAAUGUCCGUCAUCGGAAUCUUGUCAAGUUGUUGGCAUAUUGCUCAAGUAUGGAUGGAAAACUUGAUGAAUUUAAAGCUCUGGUAUUUGAAUUCUUGGGAAAUGGGAGCUUAGAGAUGUGGUUGCAUCCUGAUAUCGAUCGAACCAAGAAUUUAAGCCUUCUUCAGAGGUUAAAUGUAGCUAUUGAUGUGGCAUCUGCCUUGCAUUAUCUUCAUGACCUCUGUGAAAGACCAAUUAUUCACUGUGACUUGAAGCCCAGCAAUGUCAUUCUAGAUGAUGAUAUGGCUGCCCAUGUGUGUGAUUUUGGUCUAGCAAGGCUCCUCUCAACUUCCCAUCCUUCGUCUCAAAAUCAAUUCAGCACAACAGGGAUCAAGGGAACAAUUGGUUAUGCAGCUCCAGAAUAUGGAAUGGGCUGUGAGGCAUCGAGAAUGGGAGAUGUGUAUAGCUAUGGGAUCCUCGUGUUAGAGAUGUUCUCAGGAAGAAGACCAAUUGAUGAAAUGUUCAAAGAGUGCUUCAAUCUCCAUGGCUUUGUGAAGGCAGCAUUGCCACAAAGAGUAAUGCAGAUUGUGGAUCCAAAUCUCCUUACAGAAGAAACAAAAGAGGACGAUCAGAAUCUAAUAGAGGAAGAUGAAGAAAUCAUUAGCUGUGAGAUCCUAAGCAAAAAAAGAGCAAAUGUGAGAAAUUGCUUGCUCUCAAUCCUUGAAAUUGGAGUUACAUGUUCAAAAGAAUCGCCUAAAGAAAGAAUGAGCAUGAGAGAUGUCACCAACCAACUGCAUAUGAUUAAGAAUGCUUUCCUUGAAGGAAGUGGUCCAAGCACAACAUCCCAAGAUCCAUCGUUGUGUAUCACUGUGGAUUGAACUUUCCAAAUUUGCUCUCACAAAUACCAUAUAUACUUAUGAUGUAUCUAGACAAUGCUAAAUGAGCAUUUAUAUUUAUAUUGUGACGAGCACAUGGCUGUAGAUUUAAUACUAAAGCAAUUUAUUAUUUAAUCCCAAUAGAACUUUACUGUUUGUUUGAUGAGAAA
Messenger RNA from Hevea brasiliensis (rubber tree), 3455 nucleotides. Its product is annotated as putative receptor-like protein kinase At3g47110. The transcript is spliced from 2 exons. The record is from RefSeq and is a predicted model, not a curated record. Gene Ontology annotation, molecular function: protein kinase activity; ATP binding; protein binding. The coding region runs from base 142 to 3288 and encodes 1048 amino acids. NCBI's taxonomy places the organism in Eukaryota, Viridiplantae, Streptophyta, Magnoliopsida, Malpighiales, Euphorbiaceae. Gene Ontology annotation, biological process: protein phosphorylation.